ACCAAGUCAUCGUUAUAAGGCAUCGCCCUCUUUUGCCCACCCCCCCAGCACCAGGUGUGGCCACUAGCCUAUAUGAAGGCCCAAAAUUGUGUGUUCCUUUCUGCUCUGACAAUGGCAUGCCCAUUCGUGCGAGAUGUGGUGGAUGAAGAAGCACUUGUGCUGAGGAGAGCCUUCAGGCGAGAAAGGGUCUUCAGGGACCGGUUGGACCCACUGGCCUUCCCUGAUGACCAUCUAUAUGAAAGAUACAGGUUUUCUGCAGAUGGCAUCAGGUAUCUAUGCAGACUACUGGGUCCCAGGAUUAAGCACCGCACUGCACGGAGCCAUGCACUGAGUGUGGAGCAAAUGGUUUGUGUGGCCUUGCGCUUUUUUGCUAGUGGAGCCUUCCUGUACUCAGUGGGGGAUGCAGAACCGCUGAACAAGGCCACAAUUUGCCGCACAAUAAGGAGUGUGUGUCUGGCUAUCAAAGCAUUAGCAGAUGUCUUCAUCUCCUUCCCUGGCCACAGAAGACUCUGUGACAUCAAAGAGGAGUUCUAUAGGAUUGCAGAUGGUCUGCAAUGCUGACUGUGUGAUCAGCAAUGUUGUGGCAAAAUGGCCUGGCUCAGUCCAUGACUCCAGAAUCUUUCGGGCCUCUGAAAUCUAUCAGUGCCUAUCACAAGGUGAAUUCUCUGGUGUGUUGCUGGGAGACAGGGGGUAUGGCUGCCAGCCUUUUCUCCUGACACCUUUCACAGACCCCCAGGAAGCACAGCAGGCCUACAACCAUGCCCAUGCCAGGACCAGGGCCAGAGUUGAAAUGACCUUUGGCCUCCUGAAGGCACGCUUUCACUGCCUUCACAAAUUAAGGGUCAGCCCUGUUAGGGCAUGUGAUAUUACUGUGGCUUGUGCUGUCCUCCACAAUGUGGCCUGCCUGAGGAAGGAGAGGGCCCCCAGAGUGCCACCAGCCAUGGACUGGGACAAUCCGGCAAUCUUCCCUGAUGACGACAGUGGUCGGCUGCUGAGGGACCAAUAUGUGUUGAAUUAUUUUAGUUAGUAUGUGUGCUUUCAAUUUUGGUUAAAUAUGUCCUGCGGUGGCAGAGGAAUUUGGUUUUUUUUGGGUUCGUUUUUUUACGAAUUUGGCCUCUUAUGAUGUUUGUGCGGUAUACUGUGUGUAAUACAAGGCUGCAGGGAGGCUACUGCAUCCAUUCAUUUGUCUGUUCAGUUGAUGUGUAUGGAUUUGUCCUGCAUUUAUUUUAGUGUGCAGACAUGCAGGGUGUGUUAUAUACAGACCUUUGAAUGUGUAUGUAUCAUUUUGUAUAAUAUGCUUGGAUUCUGUGCUUUCCAUCUUGUAGAGUCACUGUGACUUCAGUUUCGAAAGGAGCUGAUGGUUUACCUGCUUUGUUUUGUCCUUAUUCAAUAAAGGAACAUAAUGUUA
This is a messenger RNA of Salvelinus fontinalis (brook trout), 1408 nucleotides long. Its product is annotated as putative nuclease HARBI1. The coding region runs from base 476 to 1027 and encodes 183 amino acids. The record is from RefSeq and is a predicted model, not a curated record. NCBI's taxonomy places the organism in Eukaryota, Metazoa, Chordata, Actinopteri, Salmoniformes, Salmonidae. The transcript has 3 exons.